Dinoponera quadriceps is the source of this 1473-nucleotide messenger RNA. RefSeq names its product protein big brother-like. Bases 200 to 991 code for a protein of 263 amino acids. Gene Ontology annotation, molecular function: sequence-specific DNA binding; transcription coactivator activity. Gene Ontology annotation, biological process: regulation of transcription by RNA polymerase II. The transcript is spliced from 4 exons. Lineage: Eukaryota; Metazoa; Arthropoda; Insecta; Hymenoptera; Formicidae. Gene Ontology annotation, cellular component: nucleus; core-binding factor complex. The record is from RefSeq and is a predicted model, not a curated record.
UGUCGGACCGUGCAGAUCCGGGGACCAGGCGAGUGUUCUCUUCUCAAGGGAGAUCUUGACCCCUCUCGUGUCCACGAAGUGUGCCUUCGAAUUGUUCCGUGAGAAGCGCAAUCCGAGUGCGCGCAAAAGACCUGGUGACGUCUACGAGGAGGUGGCGUCGUAGUUAUUGCCCCUCUUUGUUCCGUUCUCGGCAGUCAAGAUGAUGCACGCGAUGAGCGAGCACGCCGGAGUCGGCGUCCUGCCGUUCGACGGCAUGGGUUUGUACGAGCAACCUCGGCCCCCGCGGUUAGUCUUCAAGAUGCCUCGCGUUGUGCCGGACCAGAAAGCAAAGUUCGAGAGCGACGAGCUCUUCAGGAGGCUGAGCCGCGAGAGCGAGGUGAGAUACACGGGCUACAGAGAUCGGCCGAUGGAAGAGCGACAAGUACGAUUUCAAAAUGGCUGUCGGGAAGGCCACACGGAGAUUGCGUUUGCCGCGACGGGCACCAAUCUUCAGCUUGUCUUCGGCGGAGCAUCCGGAAAUUACCCCGUUGAUCCUUGCGACUGCGACUUCGACAAAGAGCAUGGCAAGGUGCAUCUACGCUCGCACCUGAUCAUGAACGGUGUAUGUGUGAGGUGGCGUGGGUGGAUCGACCUGGAACGAUUGGACGGGGUCGGCUGUCUGGAAUACGAUGAGGAACGCGCGGCCGAGGAGGACGCGCUGCUACGCGAACAGCUCGAACGGUAUAAUCAACGGCUGCGCGACUUCGAGGAGAAGCAGCGGGCCUACCGGAGCGGUGCCGCGCAGCCACCGCAUCUCAACCAUUACCACGAUCACCACGGCCACCACCAUCACCACGGCCAUCACAGCCGGCACGUGAGCGGCGCAGUCGCCACCGGUGCCACCGCCGCCGCCAUCGAGUCCCACCUGCCGCACCGUCAGGACGCCGAGAUGGAGAUUUACGGGUACAGAUACACACCGGAUUUCAAUUUCAAUUUGUCGGUUUCUCGUUAAUCUCAAUAUCCACGAGAGAUUCUCAUCAAGCGAACGUCGAAGUGACGUCUGAUCCGAAUAUCGAGAAAAAUAACGAAGCAAAUGGUACGACUGAUGAUUUCGCCGACUUGCCUGUUUGUGAAUAUAGAGAGAGAGAGAGAGAGAGAGAGACGAGUAUAAUCUACGCGUUGCCUUUCGCUCUCGUGAAAAUAUCUCUUCGCGAAUGUAUCGCUACGUCCAAUCGACAGAAGAAAAAACGGCCGUGAUGACGAUGAUUACGUCACGGCGCGGCGGCUCGUCAUUGACGAAAUGCAUGAAUCACGACGAUUCCUCCGCGUUCAGCGCUAAAUGAGUAUGAGUCAGUGUGGAUCGUUGCGUAUGCGUUUACCUUUAUGUUUUACCUUUCAGUUGAGCAUGUGAACGUCGUCGCAAAAUCUUUUUGUUACAUUGUACAUAUUUGUAAAGAGUUUAUAAAUUAAAGAUCGACAUUUGCGUUCGGAUUC